ACCAUUAAUUUUAACAAUAUUCCCUAAGUAACUGACUUAGCUAAUUUAAAAGUUAACAAAAACAAUAAACUCUUUUAGAAGGUCAAACAAGCCAAUUAAAAAGCUAUUAUCCAAAAGUUAUUUUCCAAACAACUUGUAAUUUUACUUUUUUGGGGCGAGUUUAAGAAUUAACUCAUUAACAACGUAUUUGAUGAUAAGAUAUAAAUAGUGGUGACGCUAAAACAAUCUUGUUUAGUGAUCUAGUUGCAUGGGUGGAUCUUCAUGGGGUACAAGGUGGCACGUGCCCCAGGCAAAUUAAAAAUAAAUAGAAGUUUGAAUUUGGUUGUGGCAGACUGGCUGCAACAUUGUUCUCUCCCUUCUUCUCAUACUUUUAUUUGCAAAAAGGCUAAUUCUAAAGUACUAAAACCCUAAAACCCACGACCCACCUAUAGACCCAUUGUUGGCUGCUAGUCUCUGGUGUUUGUCUGUCGCUAACGGCCAUCGCUGUGCGGUGUUGCUUGCUGGUUUGGUUGCCUUCUAUCUUCAGUCACCACUCCUUUAGGCCCUGACCCCUGUAAGUUGUAGCACUGUUGCCUUUCGUCUGUGAACUCCACCUGACCACCACCUUCUAUUGACUACAAUUCUCAAAAUCUCAAGUUAAAUGAUUCCAUCUCAAUUAGCCAUAGUAAGAAGAAGGAAGAAGAGACAAAUAGAAUUACUACUACUUUUCAUGGUUGUUAACAAUGUCGUCACAAUCAUGUACUUGGUGAUGUGUAUGAUGGGUGUAAUUGUUUAUGAAAUUGAACGACCAUGUUAUAGCAAAAGUGAGAAGAAACACCUUAGACAAAAGCACUUGGAUGCACUAAUCAAGGAUAGUGAUAUAGUCUGCAAAAGUGAACUUCGUGUGAAUAGAUGUGAUGAAGAUAAGGGUGGUAGUGAUGAAGAUGAUGAAUUUGAUGAUAAUGAGUCCGUCAACCAAUCAAAACAAUCAAAUCCAAGUGAACCUUCUUCAAAGAAAGCCAAAAAAGAAAAGGCUCCAAAUGAACAAGGAAGGAAAAGGAAGAAGCCGGAGGUUGUGGACUUAACUUCUUCUUUUAACAAUAUGUCUUCUAGCUUUUCAAAUCAUAUGAAUGAGAUGAACAAGCACAUGUCUACCAUUGCAAGUGCCUUCUCUACUACACAACUACAUGAGCAAGCUAUCAUGGCUCGUGAAGAAGUCGAGGAAAAUCAAAAAAAAAAUUUGGUUAGUGAGUUGCUUCGCAUAGAAGGAUUGACAAGAUUUGAAGAAAUGGAAGCUUCCAAGAGGUUGGCCUCCAAUCCAAGUGAACUCUCACUUUUUUACCAAUGCCCGGAUGAUCAGUGGAAGAAAGAGUUUAUAAUCAACCUCAUUCAUCCUAACUUGGGUAAGUGAUGUAAUGAAAAUGCUUAGCUUAUAAAUUAUCUAGACUUUGUGUUUGGUUGCCAAAAACAUAUAUUGGAAUCUUUUUGUGUGGAGAUGUAUUGACACCAUUUUGAGUGAAAAUGUAUUGAACUAGUACUUUUUAAUUAGUGGUAAUUAUCUAUUUGCAACAUAAUAUGUGUGUAUGUAUUUGUGUGUUUAAUAAAUAUAUGUAUGU
This is a messenger RNA of Amaranthus tricolor (Joseph's coat), 1595 nucleotides long. RefSeq lists its product as uncharacterized. Lineage: Eukaryota; Viridiplantae; Streptophyta; Magnoliopsida; Caryophyllales; Amaranthaceae. The record is from RefSeq and is a predicted model, not a curated record. The coding region runs from base 641 to 1390 and encodes 249 amino acids. The transcript has 2 exons.